Molecule: messenger RNA, 742 nt
Organism: Eurypyga helias (sunbittern)
Lineage: Eukaryota; Metazoa; Chordata; Aves; Eurypygiformes; Eurypygidae
Gene: PDCD6
Product: programmed cell death 6
Exons: 5
Coding region: 106-465 (119 amino acids)
Molecular function (GO): calcium ion binding
Source: RefSeq, a predicted model, not a curated record
GAUAAGGACAGGAGUGGAAUAAUAUCCGAUAAUGAACUUCAGCAGGCGUUAUCCAAUGGCACAUGGACUCCAUUUAACCCAGCAACAGUGAGGUCGAUCCUCGGCAUGUUUGACAGAGAAAACAAAGGUGGUGUGAACUUCAGCGAGUUCACAGGCGUCUGGAAGUACGUCUCAGACUGGCAGAAUGUCUUUCGAACGUACGACAGAGACAAUUCUGGAAUGAUUGACAAGAACGAGCUAAAGCAAGCACUAACAGGUUACCGGCUGUCUGAUCAAUUCUACGAUAUCCUUAUUCGGAAAUUUGACAGACAAGGAAGAGGACAAGUUGCUUUCGAUGACUUUAUUCAGUGCUGCGUGGUUUUACAGAGGCUGACGGACGUGUUCCGACGGUACGAUACUGAUCAAGAUGGCUGGAUUCAAGUGUCCUAUGAGCAGUAUCUCUCCAUGGUCUUCAGCAUCGUAUGACGCUGGUAACUAGGAAUCGCACACUGGCGUUACCCGGACUGGAGCUGCCAAACCCUUCUGUACUGCAUAACAUGACGGAUGUAUUAUAAUAAUGGAUAUAACUUCAUGUUCUUAAGUUUCCUGUGUUGGUCAUCACCUCCAGCACCUUGUACUUGCGUUCGUUUUCAGUCGGUAGGGCUGUACGACGUGACCAUCGCUGCUUGCUGUAGCACGGAAAGCACAGAGUCGACAUUUACCCGGUGCAAUGUCAAACUUAACCUUCUUCCACAUAUCCUGC